Zeugodacus cucurbitae (melon fly) is the source of this 2298-nucleotide messenger RNA. Its product is annotated as facilitated trehalose transporter Tret1. Gene Ontology annotation, biological process: carbohydrate transport; transmembrane transport. Gene Ontology annotation, molecular function: sugar transmembrane transporter activity. The record is from RefSeq and is a predicted model, not a curated record. Gene Ontology annotation, cellular component: membrane. Bases 585 to 1964 code for a protein of 459 amino acids. The transcript is spliced from 5 exons. Lineage: Eukaryota; Metazoa; Arthropoda; Insecta; Diptera; Tephritidae.
CGCUUUAUCAUUUUCGCAACACAAGUACUACUACUUACAGCGCUCUGAUAAAGGAAAAGAAGCGCGUACGCGAAGACCGAGUUUAAAUCCGUGAAGAUUCUUCUCAUACACUCGCUGCGACAAGUGUGCGUGAGGGCGUGCGUAUGUGUGCGUACGGCGACGCGCCGUUGAAAUUUUCGAAAAGACUACAAAUACUGAUAAACUCGGCGUAGUGCGAAUCAGACUGCGUCAAACGGUCACAUCGGCAGUGCAUCUUUGCGUCAGUGGUUCAAUAAUUCAGUGAAGCGUCAGAUUUUUCGUUGUUUUCUUUAUUUUCACUUUUAUUUGUUGUUGCCUAUUAUUGCCUUUUGUUAAACUAUUGCGGUAAAUAGAAAAAUUGCAGAUCCUCAUUAGUUGGCAUGAGUGCAAUUUAAAUAUUUACUUUGUUCGGUCGAUUUGUUUUUUUUUUUUUUUUUGUUGCUCCUAUUUUGUAACAAAUUAGUUUUAUUGUGUUAUUGUAGAAAAAGUGUUUUAUUUUGUGCGAAAAAUUAUUGUGCUAGGCGCGUAGUUGAGUGAUAAGCGACGGAUUUACACGCAAUACCAGAAUGGAACCAGUGAAGACUAUUCGCAUUUUUAUCGCCGCAAUUGCUGCAAAUAUCUCAGCCUUUGCCGUGGGCACUUGUCUCGGUUGGACGUCCCCCAUGGUACCGAAACUGCAGGCAGAAGUUCCGACUGACUCACCACUUGAUCGUCCCAUCACCAUCGAAGAGAACGCGUGGAUCUCAUCACUUGUGGCUUUGGGCGCUUUAGUAGCGCCCUUCGUUGCUGGUCCGCUCGCCGAUAGAAUUGGUCGUAAAUGGGUUUUGCUCUCAAGUUCGGUAUUCUUCAUAGUAGCCUAUAUUCUUAUGAUGUUCGCUAGUGAAGUUUGGAUUUUGUAUCUGGGACGUCUCAUACAGGGUUUCGGUGUGGGCUUUGUCAUGACAGUGCAGCCAAUGUACGUUGGUGAGAUUGCAACUGAUGCGGUACGUGGCGCAACUGGCUCUCUAAUGCAGCUGUUUAUUGUCUCUGGUAUUCUAUAUGUUUACGCUAUUGGUCCAUAUGUCUCGUACGUAGCACUGCAAUGGUGCUGUCUCGUUGUACCGGUUGUCUUCGAUGUUGUCUUCUUCUUCAUGCCAGAGAGUCCUUACUAUUACGCUGGUAAAGGACAGAAAUCCGAUGCGUUGAACUCACUCCAAUUCUUACGCGGUCAAAGCCUUGAUGUUGUACAAGAUGAAAUGACCACUAUUCAGGGAGAAGUUGAGGAGGCUAUGGCCAAUAAGGGUACCCUUAUUGAUCUUGUUAGGAAUGUGGGCAAUCGCAAGGCGCUCAUAAUCUCUGCCGGUCUUAUUAUUUUCCAACAACUCUCCGGUAUCAAUGUUGUGCUCUUCAAUAGCCAGUCGAUCUUCGUCAGCGCCGACACCGGUUUGGAUCCUGCCAUUGCUGCCAUCAUUAUUGGUGCAGUCCAAGUUGCCUCCUCGGGUUUGACACCCAUCAUUGCUGAUCGUUUGGGCCGUAAAAUCAUUUUAUUGAUUUCGGCAUUUGGUAUGGCCGUCGGCUUGGCCGCAUUGGGUGGAUUCUUCUAUGUACAACAAGUUGUGGGUGAUGCCAGCAGUAUCACUUGGUUGCCUGUGCCAGCUCUAGUGCUCUUCAACAUUGUCUACUGCGUUGGCUUCGGUCCACUACCAUGGGCUGUGUUGGGCGAGAUGUUCCCAGCCAACGUUAAGUCAAUCGCAUCUUCUAUUGUCGCCUCCACUUGCUGGAUCCUUGGUUUUGUGGUGACACGCUGGUACCCCGCGCUCGAUGCGUUGGGUUCAUACUACGCUUUCUGGUUGUUUGGCAUCUUCUGUGUUGUGGCCUUCUUCUUCACACUCUUCGUUUUGAUGGAAACCAAAGGACUGAGUCUGCAACAAAUUCAAGACAGAUUGAAUGGAAGACGAUCGAACUAAUUUGGAAAAUAAGGGGUGUAUGGUGGCGGAGGUAUUCACAUCCGCAUACUGUAAGAUAUUUUAUAUGUGAAUCUAUAUGGGCAUAAUUCUAUAUGCUCUUUGUUCCUUAUUAUAAUGGUGAUAGCCUCUAAUGAGGUGCCGAUCAGUGCGGUGUUAAGGGUUACUGAAUGAAUUCGCUUCAAAAAGUAUUUUUGUCGCACACCUAUAUGUAAUCUUAAAAGUAUUUAUAGUCUGUAAGCAAUUCUAGCUGAAUUUAUUAAAUAAUUUUAAAUUUAUGUAUAUAUUUAUGAAAUAAUGCAAUAAAAUCGAUAUUAUGUUAUAAAUACCAAAUGUA